CUGACUCCACUGAUUCUAUAGGCGUCUUUUUGUUAAGUCAUGAACCAGCAGUCUCUUGUUAGACUUUCCAGAAUAUUUCCUAUGGAGAUCUAAUCACUGCAGCAACACGUCACAAGCUCUAAUGGAUCGGAAUAGUUUCCUAUGCUGCCAAAAGAACGAAGUGUAGCAGUCUAACCCUAACCCUAACCCUUUGGAAGAUUCAUUGGACUGGAAAGUGUUAUCAAAAUGUAUUCUUUGGGCACAUUACAAGAUCCGGUCAUACUCAUCCUCAUCCUUUUUUCGUUUGUGAUUUUCUUCUGUGUUCCUCACGCUGCUGCAGAUGUUCCUCUAUAUUAUUUAUCAGACUAUUGUUCCAACACACUGGACAUGGACAUCUCCAAAGUCCAAGCAGGCCGAUUGUUGCUGCAUCGACCAAACCAGCCCUUGAGGGACACCAACUGCCAGAUGAUCGUCAAGGCGCCGGUCAACAAAAAGCUGACCUUUAAGUUCCACCACUUCAACGUCCAUUCACCGCAGGGGUGCAACAACAACCACCUCCAGCUGUUUGAUGACGAACAGUUCAGUGUUCCCCUCUCAGGUCAGCUGUGUAACUCAGCCGGACCCAGCAAGGCGUACAUCACGUCAACUGAGACAGCAUCGAUCAGAUUGACCAAGGAUCAGUUUCUGAACGAUCAAGUGGACCUCGUAUUUACAGCCUUUAAUUUUGCUCCUUGCACUGGAGGGACUUACGCCUGCAGGAACGACCACUGUAUCGCCAGCGAGCUAUACUGCAACGGGCUGGACAACUGCGGCGACGAGUCGGACAUCUGCGUCCUCAGAGCCAAGACGGUCAUCGCCAUCAUCAUAGCUGUGGUCGUUGUAGCUGUGGUGUUGGCCAUCAUUCUGGGCGUAUACUUAUUUAGGCGCCAGAGGCGGAUACGUCGCGAGAGAGUGUCGGGAUGAGCGGGUACAUUAGAAGCACAAGAAACCAUCUAGGACUAAAAAUAAUCAACAUUCUUCCUAUACUAUGUCAAACUCCAAAUCCUUUUUUUUUUAAAUACAUAUCUGUUUGUAUUUAUAGAUACCUUUUUUUUCUUUUAAAAUCAUUCUAAUGAUUUUGUAAAUAUAGAUUUAUAUUGGCCUAUAUUAAAUAUAUAUUGGUACCAAAAUUACUAUAUCAGGAGGCCCGAACAAGACUCUGUCCCUCCCAUAGAACAAAAUCUAUAUGGAGAACUGCCUGAUCUGGAAACCACUGCGCGGUUCAUCUCAGAUAUAGGAUUACUGAUCUGGACCCUCGGACAUGUCGAAUGAGAACGAAGAAGAAGAAGGUCACAAAAUAAGUGGCUAGUCCACUGGCCACACAGAGAAAACACAAGUUUUAUAGUUACACAUAGUUUAUUGUUCAAUUCUUUCAAAUCUACCUUUGGCUUCUUUAUCAUUUUGACUCCAGUAAAAGUGCAUCUUUCAACAAAUAACGCUUUGAAUGAAGAAGCCAAUUUUAGAGUUAAUGAGAUUAUGUAACAAAUAUCUACGCGCAGCGAUUGGCUCUAUGACAUUGUCACGUGACAGCACAUUAGCAGAAGUGAAUUGAACCUUAGGAUGGCGGUAUGGAAACUUUCAACAUCUAGACAUGAUAUUAAAAGUAAUGUUUGGGUUUAAUGCAAGCAUUGUUUACAAGACUGAACGUCGCGUCAUGUGUCAUACAGAAGUUACAGAACCCCUUGGUGUAUG
Molecule: messenger RNA, 1710 nt
Organism: Biomphalaria glabrata
Lineage: Eukaryota; Metazoa; Mollusca; Gastropoda; Planorbidae
Product: neuropilin and tolloid-like protein 1
Exons: 4
Coding region: 226-942 (238 amino acids)
Molecular function (GO): protein binding
Source: RefSeq, a predicted model, not a curated record